This is a messenger RNA of Ostreococcus lucimarinus CCE9901, 2580 nucleotides long. RefSeq lists its product with no specific name. The transcript has a single exon. The record is from RefSeq and is a predicted model, not a curated record. Gene Ontology annotation, molecular function: protein binding. Lineage: Eukaryota; Viridiplantae; Chlorophyta; Mamiellophyceae; Mamiellales; Bathycoccaceae. The coding region runs from base 1 to 1914 and encodes 637 amino acids.
AUGGCAGGCGGUGUUGCGGUGGCGUCGGGAGAGAUCCGGCACGGCGAUAGGGUCUUCAGUGGGAACUCUGGCCCCGCGCAGCGCGAACAACCCAUAAACAAAGAACUCAUCGCGCACUUCAAAAGCAAGGGAGACAGUGUGUCCUGGGGCAUCGCUGCAAGCAUAGAGAACUACGAGGAGGAUACGAAGAGGCCAGUGUUGUCGGGCGCAUGCAUCGCGUCGCUCUACGACCAAGAGACCGAGCGCGAGUUGGCAGAGGAGGUGGAGAACAGAAUUGAGCGGGUGCUAAGCGACGACGCAGCCUUGUUGAAAAUACGUCGAUAUUUGAAGACCUUCCACGCGGACGAGCGCGAAUGGGAUGUGAGAACGUGUGCAGCGGCGGCUCGAGGGGGCAACUUGGAGUGUUUGAAAUAUCUGCACGAGCACGGGUGCGCGUGGGAUAAGAGUGCGUGUGAAGCGGCGGCUCAAGGUGACCACUUGGAGUGUUUGAAAUAUCUGCAUGCGAACGGGUGCACAUGCGAUGAGAGUGCGUGUUUAGCAGCGGCUGAAGGUGGUCACUUGGAGUGUUUGAAAUAUCUGCACGAGCACGGGUACCCAUGGAGUGAGUGGGUGAGUUUAGCAGCGGCCGAAGGCGGUCACUUGGAGUGUUUGAAAUAUCUGCACGAGCACGGGUGCGUAUGGAAUAAGAAAACGUGUCGAGCAGCGGCUCGAGGUGGCGACUUGGAGUGUUUGAAAUAUCUGCACGAGCACGGGUGCGCGUGGGAUGAGAGUGCGUGUGAAGCGGCGGCUCGAUGUGGUCAUUUGGAGUGUUUGAAAUAUCUGCAUGAGCACGGGUGCCCGUGCGAUGAGAGUGCGUGUGAAGCGGCGGCUAGCUGUGGCGACUUGGAGUUUUUGAAAGACCUGCACGAGCACGGGUGCCCAUGGGAUGAGAGUGCGUGUGAAGCGGCGGCUCUAGGUGGUCACUUGGAGUGUUUGAAAUAUCUGCACGAGCACGGGUGCGUAUGGAAUAAGAAAACGUGUCGAGCAGCGGCUCGAGGUGGCGACUUGGAGUGUUUGAAAUAUCUGCACGAGCACGGGUGCGCGUGGGAUAAGAGUGCGUGUUCUGCAGCGGCUGGACGCGGUCACUUGGAGUGUUUGAAAUAUCUGCACGAGCACGGGUACCCAUGGAGUGAGUGGGUGAGUUUAGCAGCGGCCGAAGGCGGUCACUUGGAGUGUUUGAAAUAUCUGCACGAGCACGGGUGCGUAUGGAAUAAGAAAACGUGUCGAGCAGCGGCUCGAGGUGGCGACUUGGAGUGUUUGAAAUAUCUGCACGAGCACGGGUGCCCGUGCGAUGAGAGUGCGUGUGAAGCGGCGGCUAGCUGUGGCGACUUGGAGUUUUUGAAAGACCUGCACGAGCACGGGUGCCCAUGGGAUGAGAGUGCGUGUGAAGCGGCGGCUCUAGGUGGUCACUUGGAGUGUUUGAAAUAUCUGCACGAGCACGGGUGCGUAUGGAAUAAGAAAACGUGUCGAGCAGCGGCUCGAGGUGGCGACUUGGAGUGUUUGAAAUAUCUGCACGAGCACGGGUGCCCGUGCGAUGAGAGUGCGUGUGAAGCGGCGGCUAGCUGUGGCGACUUGGAGUGUUUGAAAUAUCUGCGCGAGCACGGGUGCCCGUGCGAUGAGAGUGCGUGUGAAGCGGCGGCUCUAGGUGGUCACUUGGAGUUUUUGAAAGACCUGCAUGAGCACGGGUGCGCAUGGGAUAAGAGUGCGUGUUCUGCAGCGGCUCGAGGUGGUCACUCGGAGUGCUUGAAGUACUUGCACACGCACGGGUGCCCCGGGAAUAAGCGUGCGUCUGAAGCGGCGGCUGGAGGUGACGUCAUGGAGUGUUUGAGUUUGAAGUACUUGCAUAGAUCGCUCAAACGAAAGAUUUACAGGUAGCGGAAAAAUUACGCGAAUUGAAAUCAAAUACCUACGAAAUCGGCGUACGCCGGACAGAGCCUACGACAGUGGCGAAAUAAACGCAUCGCUUCCAUGGCGUCGCCCGAGGUCUCCGCGUCCACGGCGCGCUUGUGCAGGGCGUACGCCUCGGCGCCGACGGCGUCGGCGAACGCCGGCGGCUCGCGAGCGUACAUGACGUCGGUGCGAAUGAUGAAUUUCACCGCGCCCUCGCCCACGGGCGCGCCCUCGUGCGGAAUGUCUUGUCGAAACACCAGAGCAGUGCCUCGCGCGCACGGCGCGGCGUCGGCGAUCCAUUCAUCCGGCCAACGGUAUCGAUCGUCCUCGUCGCGCACGAAUUUCGACGGCUCAAAGUCGCUCGGCGGCGCGAACAUCGACGUCUCCCCACCUCGCGCGCAAUCGUUCAGGUACACCAAGACGCUAUAAAACGAACGCGUAUUGAAAUCUUCGAUCGUCGCCCCGUCGGUGUGCGGUGAAAAGUGCCCGCGUCCAGAGUAUCGAUUAAACAACAAGUGUUCGUUCACGCCUCGCGCCACCCAUCGUCCGCGCGCCCCCGCGCCGUGCGUCUCAUCCUCCUCAAUCGUGAUCUCCGGCGUCGCGUGCGGUUUCAAUCGCGCCCACAGCGCUUCCGCGACCGUCUUCGACAUC